CUAUAACAGUAGCUGCACCAAUCUCCAUUAUUCUAGGACGUCUUUUUUUUGUUUCCUUUAUCUUUAUUGUUUAACACACGUGACCUUGGGUAUUAUAACACCAACAUAGAGUAUUAAGAAUAUUAAAUAACAUUAAUAAUAUUGCCAUAUUAAAUAAAAUUCUAUAUCAUGGUUGUAGAUUCCAUAGACAUAGUAUAAUAUUUUAAAUUAUAAUGUCGUAAAUACUUAAUAUUUUUUUUUAUCAGUGAUUAGUGAAUAAAAUCCUUAUCAUUAAAACAAAUUUAACUUUUUACUUUCAAAAUAUUUAAAUGUAUGUAGGACACAUAGACAUAGGUCUAAGGUAAUACACCCAGUAAGUAGUAUGAUAAAUACAUUUUUAUGAAUAUGUGAAUAGUACAUCAGUUCUCAAUAAAGGUGUACCAUAUGUUAAACAAUUAUUUUUGUUAGGAAUUUUAUUGUUUUAAGUGAUGAGUCAGAAAUAUCAAAAUUCAAGAUUUCCAGAGCAUAAGAAACAUAAUGGAUCAAGAGCCAGAUGACAUAAAAGUUAUUAAAUAUCUUGUCGAUGAAACAAUCAAUAGAUCAUCUGCGUCAGAUCUGGAUGAACCAGAUAAGCUCCCCAGUGACCUGAGUAUUUCUUACUGGGAUUUAAUAGCAUUAAUUCUAGCAAUAGUUAGCCAUGUAAUUGAUGUCUGUAUCGAUUUUAAUGUAGCCUAUCAGUAUUACAGAUAUGAAAAGCUCACCUAUUUUGUGUUAACAAUUAUUUUUAUAGCAGUUCCUUCUAUCAUAAACACUUAUAUGAGUUUAAAAAUGUUAGUAGGUAGUUAAAAUCUAAAACUAAUUAUUCUAUUGUAAUAUUUGGUAAUUUUUUGGUUUUAGUUAUUCUCUUCAAGAAGAUAUGCAAAGAAUCACUAAGAAGAUGCUCUCAAGUAUAUUAUUAAUGCCAUUUUUGUUGAUCUUUCAAAUGGCUCCCGUUUUAAGGUACACUAAUAUGAUUAGUAUAUAUUAUUAUAUUAAAUUUUGUUUGAAUGCUUAUUUUGUACAAAUUCUGCACUAAGUUUUUAGUUUAUUGUUUUACAUAUAAUAAAUUGUAUUGUAUUGCAUGUUAUUUUGUAUGUAGAGUACCUGUAUAUAUGUGUGUUUUUUUAUACUGGCAUGUAUUGUAGAUAUUAUGAUGUACUGAAUUAUGCACUGAAGUCUCGAAAAGCUGCCCGUAAGGGAAAUUACAAUGACCAGAAGAAGUACUAUGCAUUAAUGGUUAAAGAAGAUUCUUAUGUAUCAUUGCUACGGAUCUUUGAAUGCUUUCUAGAAGCUGUUCCCCAACAAAUUUUACAAAUAUGUAUUGUUUUAGUUGAAAAAAAAUAUGGUUCUACAUUUCAAAGUAAUGUUACCUAUUUAUAUACUUAACUAUUAACUAAAAAAAAAAAAGAAACCAUUUUAUUUAAUAAUAUUUAAUUUAUUAUAUUAAAUUAAAUUUGAAUAACUUAAUAUUUAUUUAUUCAAACAAAGUUUACCAACUCAUAAAUAAAUAUAUUUUGUUUGAAUUUUAUUUAUGUAUGAAAAUCAAUUAGCUAAUACAACAUGUUUAAUAACUCAAAAGCUAAUUUAUUUUUAAUUUAGAGGAUGUAAGGGUUGCAUGUUAUAAUAUUUCACAUUAUAACCUAUAUUAUAAUCAAACAAUCCAUUUAUAAAAGCAGAUUUAUUAUUUUAUUCAAAAUCUCAAAAGUAUUUAGACAUUUAAUAGGUACUUCUUAAACAUUAUAUAAAUUUCAAAUAGUAACCUAUAUUUGUUUUUAAGUUGAUCCAAUUUUUUUCUACAUUCUGCAUGCAUUUAAUUAUCAUGUAUAAAAUUAGACAAGUGGUUCACUAAUUUUAAUUAUAUGGUUUAAAUAUGAAUUAGGGAAAUGAUAUACCCACUGUAAUUUAUUUGUUUGAAUUUUAGAUAUUAAUAAAAACAUAACCUUUUUCAAAAUAAAGGAAAACAUGUUUUGUAUGUUAAAAUAUAGAGUAAGGAGUAAUUAAUCUUUUUAAACUUAAUAAUUAUUAUUUGAGAAUAAUAAAGCAUGAUGAAUGAUCUAUUGGUAUAUUUAAUUUGUUAAAAAUAUUAGAUUAAUAAUUAUUAAUUCAAAUUUAAAUUUUGAUUUUUUCAUUCUUUGAUAUUAGUCUGAAAAAAAUAAUUAUAAAGCUUUUUAGUUAAUACGUUUUAAAAUUUUGUCACUGAAUUUAAAAUUAGAAUUAUUUUAUAGUUAUCAUUAUUAUUUUUAUUUAAUUAUAAAAAAAUAGACAUGAAAGAAAAUAAUACAAUAUUAAUUUGUUUUAGACAUUAAAUAUUUAAAUGAUUAAUUUCAUUUUUCAGUUGUUCAUCAAUCUGCAUCUAUUGCUAGUUCAACCAUUGGUAUUGCUUGGGCUAUGGCUUCAUAUCAUAAGAAUGUAAGAAUUGCUUUUGAAAAUCGAAAAAACAUAGGAAUCACAGGAACAGUCUUACAAUUUUUAUGGCAUAUAAUGAUUACAGGUACAAAGUAAUUAUAUAUACACAAGACAAUUUAAUUUAUAUAUUUAUAUGAAUUCAAUUUUAGAUUUGGAGCGAAGCGAGGAAUGUAUUGGUUUUACAAUGAUAUUUAUUAUAAUUAUUAUUUUUUUUUUCUUGGAACAACUUUUUUACUUGAAAUCAUGCUCUGAUUUUUAAAUCUAGUACUUUUUCUGAAAGAAAAUUUUGUUCGAGUGGUAUUAAUUGAUUGGUAUUUUUUGAUUUUCUAACUGGUUUUUAUAAUAAUUUGAAAAAAAACAAAAAUUGAAAAUGAACAAAAUUAAAGUAUACAAUGUAUAUUGAUUAUUACUAAUUUUAAAUAAUACAGCAUUUCAAUACAUAUAUAACCAAACUUUGCUCCAAAUGGUAGGUUGAUAAUAGUUUAUCAUUAAUUACAGAUAUAAAUUAAAUAACUUUGUGUAUUCUGUCUUCUCUUCUUCCCGCCUAUAACAGUAUCAUGUCUGUCCCCAAUACUAGCUCUUUUUUUUUUAAUAAAAUAUUAAAAUUUAAUAUUUUUUACUUAUAUUUGUAGUGUCUAGAAUCCUGUCUAUAAGUGUGGUUGCUACAGUAUGGCCAAUAUCAACUGGUAUUUUUUGUAUGAUCCACUGGCUCUUCAUGACAUUGUGGAUUUACAAGUAUCAAAGUGUUACAUUUUGUAUGCCGCCUGAUCGAGCUGAAGAAAGUGGCAUCAUGAGAUUUUUCUUUUCAACAAUAUUGGGUCUAGUAUAUAUAUUUACUUAUUUAUCACCCAGUGAAGGUCAAGGAAAUACCAGAAAUAAUUAUCUGGGUUAUUAUGGAAUAUUCUUAGUGGAAAAUGUUUCAUGGGUCACUAUUUGGGCAAUAACAGGAAGUGAUUAUAAUCAAUGGUACUACUAUCCACUAUUAAUAGGUUCAAUUGCUCCAUUCUUUGUUGGGAUCAUGUUUAUGAUAAUAUACUACAAAUUUUUCCACCCUCAUACCAUUUAUAAAAACGAAAUCCCCAAACCAAGUACAGUGACUAAAAAUAUGAUUACAGCUAAUGAAGGUGUACUAGGAUGAUAAACAUAUUUAUUAAUUAACCAUUUAUAUUAUUUUUAAAUAUUAAAUUAUUUAAAACAUGUUUAUACUAAUUAUAUUAUAAUUUUUUUUUAAAAAAUCAGUUUCUAUUUAAAGAUUAUUUAAUAUGAAGGAGACACUUAUUUGACGAAAUGACUGUAAUAGAUACUAUACUCGUCUGAUUGAGAUUAAACUCAGAACAAAUCCUCAGAAUACUUACACAUUCUCCUCUAAUUUAAAGUUCGCCAAUCAAAUAAUUUUAAAUUUAAGAAAAUUAUUAAAUAAAUUAGUUAAACAGCUAUAACAGAGUUAAUACUAGUCACAUUAUAAUAUGGCUGGUGAGAGAACACUACUCGUUUUUGUGCAUCUAAAUGAAUAAGUUUUGCGGUUUCAUGCCUACAUUUCUUUCAAUCACUACACGGCGACCAGUAACUAAUUCCACCGCUACUGCCGUCGAGUGGUAACCAGCGUUUGUAUACAGUAGCAUAAAAAACACAAUGAAAAUAAUAACACCUGGCAACUGUUACACCUAUUAUGUACCUAUACAACAAUGCAAAUAAUAUGUAUGGAAUAUAAAUAUUUUAUGUAUGCAUUUAUUUAUUAAUUCCAACAUAAAUGAGUAAUCGUACAUAUAUAUACAUACAUAUUAAUACAAGUCAUUAUAGUAUGCAUUUUGAACAAACAAUUUUUAAAAUAUAAUACAAAUUAAUCAAUCCGAGUCUGAAUCUGAACUUGUAUCACCUGUUCCUAUAAUGAAGAUAUGAUGUGCUUCAGGUUCUUCGUCCAUAAUUCCAUCAAUUAAAAAGUCAAUAUUCUACAAUUACAAUUUCUACUUUACAAUGUGCCCAACAAAAUUUGUCCACAUUUCUGGCGUCACAUGUUCCACGCUUCUCUUUAAUAAUUUUAUUACAUCGUUAAAUUUGAAGGUUUUGUUAUGUGUUCAGACAUGGCUUUUUUUCGAGCUCGCAGUGGUACGGAGGCAAACGCAAAAUGAUUUUGUUGUGGGGUUUUUUGUAUACUCAUCUAUGACGUAUUUGUUGUAUUGCGGUUUUAAUUGUCUAACUUUUUCCAACAAUUGCAUUUUUAUUAUUGGCUGGGUAACGUUUUCACCUUUAUUUUCUAGCUAAUGUAUAAUGUCUUGCUUUUUCCAAGACAUCACUGGAAUUGGAUAUUUUUUCACAGAAUAAUAAAAGGCAUUAACCAUAACAAUGGCGUCAUUUUCUUUGAAUUUUUUUUAAGCCAUUCAAAGAAAGUGUCGUCAUUCAUUUCAUCAUGAUAAUUGACAAAGUUCGUUUUCUUACCUUUUCUGAGGGUUCUUUUUGUCCUGUGGUGAGACUGAGGAAUGCAUCACGCGGUGAAUUUACCGUAUUCACCUGCAUUUACCCACGUUUCGUUUAAGUAGGUAGUAUAUCGGUCUGUUUAGUCCUUUGUAAUAUCUUGUUUUUUCCAAAUAUCUUCGGCGCCCACUUAAAAUAUCUUUUCUUUCGAGAUGUACACUAUUGCGGGCUUUUAUUGCAUACACAAACUGUAAAUCUUUCAAUACUAAUUGAAAUACCGUAUGUUUAAUGUUUGAUAAGGUUUCAUCCUCAUUAAUGGCUUUCAACAUUUUCGUUACUAGGUAUUUCACUGUUGCGCCAAAAACUAUGUAUUUUUUACCUAAUGGCAUUUUUAUCAAAAUCAUCUAAUUUUUCAAGUAUUGGAGAUUUACAUUAUUUUUGUUUGGUGAUAACACAGUGCCUUUAUUUCUAUACUCAGCCAAUGUAGUUUGUACUAUUCGCUGUUCAAUACUGCUUUUUGUAGAAAUGUCAACAAUCAUUUGUUUUAAGGUUAAUCAAGGGCUGUCUGGGUUUUCUUCAAUUUCUUUUGAUUUAUUUUUGUAUAAACAGAUGAUCAUUUGCUUUUCACCAGUACCAACAAACUAAAGAAAACUAUACAUUUAAAAAUUAAAAAAAGUUACUGGGGACGCGUACAUCGUGAAAUUGUAAAAAAAAAAAAAAAUUAACAUUAUUUUAAAACCAAUAUAUUCCUCAUUCUGUAUCUAAAAUUCGCAAUAAAAAAUGAGUCAUAUACUUAACUUUUCCACGAGGAUUUUUUUUUGCGAAGAGAAAUAUUGUCAAAGUCUAUACUGUAUUUAUAAUAUUAGUCUAAAUGAAUACAAAAAUCAAUUAUGUAUUAAAACAUGCAAAAAAAAAAAAAAACCGUGGUGUAUUUAUGCCAAAUCGUAAAAUACAAUCACUAUAGUACUCACUGUAUACAACUGUGACAUACCCAAUUGACAAUGACGAUUGCGGCCACGUUUCUGCAGGUUUAGUGUGGGAUUAUCAUCAAUUCUGCCAUAUACUGUGAAAAGAGGGAAAUUUAAAACUAAAGUUGUAUAUGUAGGUUCUUUGGUAUUCUGGAGGUCUGUUCUGAGUUAUUGUAAAUGGAGAAAAGAAUCUAUUCCGGCAAUCUAUUAAUAAUUUAUAGAUAAUUAUUAUUUUUAUAGUUUCUAUUUAUACAAAUAUUAUAUCUUUUUAAUAUCAUACUAUUUUGCUAUGUUUAAUUACAUAUGAUAUACUGAACAAAAAUUGUACUUGAAGUAAAAUACUAUUUAAUGUUUAUAUAAACUAAAGAGAUUUAAUUAAUGUACCUAUUUUUAAUUUAAUUUUUGUACUUAUACAUUUUCUAAGACUGAAUUAUUCGAGAA
Molecule: messenger RNA, 6245 nt
Organism: Cinara cedri
Lineage: Eukaryota; Metazoa; Arthropoda; Insecta; Hemiptera; Aphididae
Source: the annotation of a GenBank genome assembly